Molecule: messenger RNA, 821 nt
Organism: Stegodyphus dumicola
Lineage: Eukaryota; Metazoa; Arthropoda; Arachnida; Araneae; Eresidae
Product: protein kinase C, brain isozyme-like
Biological process (GO): protein phosphorylation
Molecular function (GO): ATP binding; zinc ion binding; diacylglycerol-dependent serine/threonine kinase activity
Source: RefSeq, a predicted model, not a curated record
AUGGUUGACAUUCCAGCAGCUACACGCCGAAACAUCUGCUUUCAGCAUGAUGAAGCGCCUGCACAGUUUUUUAUGGAAUACCUCCAUAGAAUAUAUCCUGUUAAAAAGCGCAUGACUACCAAGCGCAUGAUCAAACGCAUGGCCACCGCGAUCCUCCGACCUAACUCCCCUAUAUUUGUACCUGUAUAUGUACCUGUGCCUGUAUAUACCCCUAUAUUUGUACCUGUACCCAUAUACAUGAAGUCUAUGUUAUUUAUGUGCAGUUAUUUGUAUUAUUAUUAUGUUGUUUGCUGUAUAUUAUUGAGAAGGGGAUUCGGCAAACAAGGCUACCAGUGCCAAAUUUGUAGCUUCGUUGUGCACAAAAGAUGCCACGAGUUCGUCACUUUCAGUUGUCCAGGGGCCGACAAAGGGGUCGAUUCAGACGAUGUAAGGACGAGGCAUCAGUUUAUGAUCCACACGUAUACAAGUCCCGCAUUUUGCGACCAUUGUGGUUCUCUUCUCUAUGGCAUCAUUCACCAAGGACUCAAAUGUAAAGCUUGUGACAUGAAUGUCCACAAGAAAUGCCAGGUUAGUGUGCCUAACUUGUGCGGAUGUGAUCACACCGAGAGGAGGGGGAGAAUCGAACUGCGAGUGGAAGCUACAUCGAACAGACUUGUAUGCGAAGUGCGACAAGCAAAAAAUCUGAUUCCUAUGGAUCCCAACGGUCUUUCUGAUCCUUAUGUGAAACUCAAACUCAUUCCUGAAAAUCGUAGUUCACAAAAGAAAAAAACUAAAACCAUUAAAGCCUGCCUGAAUCCCCAAUGGAUGGAGACGAUAACGUU